This is a messenger RNA of Nothobranchius furzeri (turquoise killifish), 2621 nucleotides long. It is a transcript of the gene dachc, whose product is annotated as dachshund c. Gene Ontology annotation, molecular function: DNA-binding transcription factor activity, RNA polymerase II-specific; RNA polymerase II cis-regulatory region sequence-specific DNA binding. Gene Ontology annotation, biological process: regulation of transcription by RNA polymerase II. Lineage: Eukaryota; Metazoa; Chordata; Actinopteri; Cyprinodontiformes; Nothobranchiidae. The record is from RefSeq and is a predicted model, not a curated record. Gene Ontology annotation, cellular component: transcription regulator complex; nucleus.
CUCCCCUCAUUCUGAUUCAAUAAUGUGAUCUGCUUUCCCCCACGCGGACCCUGCUGUCUCAUCUCCCUUUCUUUACCCUUCUCUUCUUCACGCCCAAUGCGCGUUUCACCCUCACACAAAAGAGUCUCAGCGCGUGCCGCCCGAAGUUACUUUCCUAAAUAGUUCUUUGAAGUUUACUUCUCGCGCGCGCGUCUUCAUUCGACAUGACGACUAUGGCAACUCCCGCAGCUCCGACUCUUCUCCCGGCCGCUCCGCUCGGACACCACCCGGCACCGAGCUCCGUCUCUCCAGCCACCAACUCGCCGCCACCUGCGGCCACCUCCGCCGCGUCUUCCCCUGCUCCGCCAGUGGCGCACCCGGCGCUGCUCCAACAGUUCCGGGCGGACCUCUUGCUAGCUAACGGGACACCGUUGAAGAGCGGCGGAGCGCCGGUGUCCAGCGGCGCCAAGCCGGUGUACGCCACCGCGUCGCCUGUUGAGAGCACGCCGCAGAACAACGAGUGCAAACUGGUGGAGGUGAAAGGAGCCAAGCUGGCCUCGUUCACGGUGAAAGGCACAGAGCUCAUCUGCUUGCCCCAGGCUUUUGACGUGUUUCUGAAACAUCUGGUCGGUGGACUCCACACCGUGUACACCAAGCUGAAACGGCUGGACAUUGCCCCGGUGGUGUGCAACGUGGAGCAGGUCCGAGUGCUGCGGGGGCUGGGGGCCAUCCAGCCCGGGGUUAACCGGUGCAAGCUGAUCUCCAGGCAGGACUUUGAGACGCUCUACAACGACUGUACCAAUGCGAGUUCGAGGCCCGGACGACCGCCCAAGAGGCUGCAGAGUGUGACAGAGGGCGGGACUCACCACAUGCUGUCUCACAGCGGUCUGAUGCAUGCUGGGAUCAUGCCUCCUGCAGAUCUCUCCGCCCUGGCCAAAAAGAUCAAGCUGGAGGCGAUGGCAGGUUACCACAGCAGCCAGCAACACGGAGGGCCAAACGGGGAGAAUGGGGACCACAGUACCGGACUGGUUCUGGAUCAGUUGCCCUUCAUGAUGAUGUCACAUCCUCUGAUUCCUGCCAGCCUGGCGCCGGCCUCCGUUUCCAUGGCGAUGGGCCAAAUGAACCGACUGAGCACGCUGGCCAGCAUGGCCAACGUGGCUCAGCUUCACGCCAACCCACCUGCCAGGGCUCCCACCUCCGUCAUUAAGGAGCGAGUGCAGGACACCCCCUCUCCUUCACCCUCAUUGGAGGAAGCUCAGAUGUCAUCCAAUCACAGCAGCAGCGUGUCAAGUUCACCUUUGCCUACAGAGCGCACCGCAGAAACCACACAUCAUGACGCCCUCUCGUCGAGUCACGGUGUGUUGGGGCACUGUCCUGGCAUGGUGCAGGGUCCCAGAGAGACAGACGGGACGUCGGCAGAAUACAAUAAGGAGAACAAGAGGAGCCACUCUGACAAGGAUAACAGCUCCUCCGCUGCUCCGACUACCAGAGAGAGCAGCAAUAGGCACGUCUACCAGAAAGCCCCGUCAAGCAGGGAGAUCAGCGAGAGGGUGUCUUACCCCACGGGACAGAAGCUCCCAGCAGGUCUCCACCACACUCCCUUCAUCUUCCCGGAAGGCCUGUCCUCCAUAGAGACCCUGCUCACAAACAUCCAGCAGGGUCUGCUGAGGGUUGCCAUAGAGAAUGCCCGGGCGCAGGAGAAGCAGGACCAGCUGGAGAGGACGGAGCUGAAGAUGGAGCUCGUCCGAGAACGGGAGCUCAGGGAGACCCUGGAGAGGCAGCUGAGCAUGGAGCAGAAAAACAGAGUUCUGAUCCAGAAACGCCUGAAGAAAGAAAAGAGGAGUAAGAGGAAACUGCAGGAGGCGUUAGAGGAGGAGGUCAAACUUCGUGAUCAGGCGGAGCACAGCCUGCUGCACACCGCCAGCACGCACGUAGGCCAUCAAUCAAUGGCAGCGACUCCUCACGCAGAAUCUGUGACCCAGGAUGCGGAGGGGAGCGGCUGCGACGACAACAGGCUGGACACCAAGGCGAUGCAAGAGGGCAGGAUGUUCCUGCAGACCAGUGGGAUGUACUGAGGUCCACGCUGGAAGGACGAAUGAGAGAAUGGAUGGAUGGAUGGGAGAACGGUGUGAUGAAGAGUCCUCCCUUGUGACAAAAACAAUCGACUGGCAUGCUCGCUCCUGCAGUGGCAUCAGAGGCACAAAUCUCCUCCUCCCCCACAUUUCAAGGGCGACACCUGAACUUUCUUGUUGCUCUCUUGUUUAAUUUAUUGAAUUUGUCAUCAAACCUCAGCCGUAGUGGGAAGAGCACUUUGUUCUGUUGCUGUGUUUGAAUGUGUUUCUUUCAAUCCAGCCUUGUAGGUCCUAGAUUAUAAUGACCAUUGUUGCUCUUUUACUUUUGAUUUCUUCAUUUUUACUUUGUCAGUGCUGUUUUACUUUUAUUUGUAUUUUUUUGGGCUCGAGUGAUGAAUCUAAUCUGUUACAGAGUUGUGUACAUAUGCAUAGUCAUCAUUUUUAUUAAUUAUAGUAUUAUUAUUAUUAUUAUGACAACCAUAGAGGCAUGUUGUACAGUCAGUACGUGACCUGUAUUGUGUAUGUUAGUGCAGUUUGACAAUACAAACAAUACAAAUACUUUUUAUUAAA